Pteronotus mesoamericanus is the source of this 3467-nucleotide messenger RNA. It is a transcript of the gene DARS2, whose product is annotated as aspartyl-tRNA synthetase 2, mitochondrial. Gene Ontology annotation, cellular component: cytoplasm. Lineage: Eukaryota; Metazoa; Chordata; Mammalia; Chiroptera; Mormoopidae. The transcript is spliced from 17 exons. The record is from RefSeq and is a predicted model, not a curated record. Gene Ontology annotation, molecular function: aspartate-tRNA ligase activity; ATP binding; nucleic acid binding. Gene Ontology annotation, biological process: aspartyl-tRNA aminoacylation. Bases 565 to 2523 code for a protein of 652 amino acids.
GCUUAGAGGAGCGCUUGGCUCCCCACGGGCGGUCCGUGGGUGGGAUCGGGCCCUCAGAGCGUUUGGGAUUUGCACUCUUUCUCAUUUUGAAGAUCCGAGGUCGGCGCCAGGAGAUUUCAAACGUGAGGCUGAGUUCUCCUGGUUUCCCGGUUCUGCGGCGGAAAUCUUCGGGGAAGCGUGGAAGGAAGGGAAGGGCGUGCGCGUCUUGACCGGCCCCUUCCGUCACUGCGUGGUCUUGGGAUUCCGCCUUGCGCUGCUGUGUGGAAGCAUUCUUGCACAUCUGGCCGCAGCUGUAUUUGUUAAUACAAGUGGAAACUGAUGCAUGCGGGGGAGGGGGCGGGGCAAAGAUCUUCUACCCACUUUCCAAGGGCCCCAAAGACCUCGCAGAACGACCUAGUGCCUAGACACGUGUUCAGCGGAGAAGGGCUUGAAUAUUGGAGCAGAGAGUGGGAACUCCGACCAUUUUAAGGGAUUCAUGUAUAUUUACAAAAAUGAUUGUUGACCACCAUCCAACACUGGCAGCGUGGAAUUCGUGAGCGUCUCUCGCCUUUCUGCUGCACCAACAUGUUCUCCAGUUGGUUAACUCCGCUGCACAGGGGUUUAGCCACACCCAACGGAAAGAUCGUCCAGCUGAUCUGGGGGUCUCUCCCCAGAAGUCUGACACUGAGUUCACAGCGGAGAGUUCCAGAACUCAGUAGUUUUGUCACCCGGACCAACACGUGUGGAGAGUUGCGUUCUUCUCACUUAGGCCAGGAAGUCACCUUGUGUGGAUGGAUUCAGUACCGAAGGCAAAACAUCUUCCUGGUCCUGAGAGAUUUCCAGGGACUUGUUCAAGUUGUCAUUCCCCAGGAUGAGUCAGCUGCUUCCGUGAAGAAGAUUUUAUGCGAAGCCCCCGUGGAAUCUGUGGUGCAAGUGUCUGGGACAGUCAUUCCCCGGCCUCCAGGACAAGAGAACCCAAAAAUGCCAACUGGUGAGAUUGAAAUCCAGGUUAAAACAGCUGAACUUCUGAAUUCCUGCAAGAAGCUGCCCUUUGAAAUUAAGGACUUCGUGAAGAAAACAGAGGCCCUUCGUUUGCAGUACCGCUACCUGGACUUGCGCAGUUUCCAAAUGCAGUACAACCUGCGGCUGAGGUCCCAGAUGGUCAUGAAAAUGAGGGAGUAUCUCUGUAACCUACAUGGGUUUGUGGACGUAGAAACACCGACCUUGUUUAAGAGGACUCCAGGGGGUGCAAAAGAGUUUGUAAUCCCAUCCAGGGAGCCUGGAAAGUUCUAUUCUCUCCCUCAGAGUCCACAACAGUUUAAGCAGCUCCUGAUGGUUGGUGGUUUAGACAGAUAUUUUCAGGUUGCCAGAUGUUACCGAGAUGAAGGUUCGCGACCUGACAGGCAGCCCGAGUUUACUCAGAUUGACAUAGAGAUGUCUUUUGUAGACCAGACUGGGGUCCGGAGUCUAAUUGAGGGUCUGCUCCAGUAUUCCUGGCCCAAAGACAAAGGUCCUGUGGAGGCCCCUUUCCCUUCCAUGACUUUUGCGGAGGCCCUGGCCAGCUACGGAACGGAUAAACCCGACACUCGCUUUGGGAUGAAGAUUGUAGAUGUCAGCGAUGUGUUCAGAAACACAGAGGUUAGAUUUCUCCAAGAUGCACUUAGUAAACCCCAAGGAGCCGUCAAAGCCAUAUGCAUCCCUCAAGGAGCAAAAUACUUAAAAAGGAAAGACAUCGAGUCAAUUAGAAAAUUUGCAGCUGACCAUUUUGAUCAGGAAGUCUUACCUGUGUUCCUGAAAGCCGGUCAGAGCUGGAACACUCCAGCUGCCAAGCUCGUGAUGGAGGAACAGGGAGGGGGACUCUCGGGACGACUGGCGGCCGGGGCGGAGGACGUGGCCCUGCUCGCUGCCGGGGAGCACAGGAGAGCAUGCUCUUUGCUGGGAAAGUUACGCCUGGAAUGUGCCGACCUGCUAGAAGCAAGAGGAAUGGUGCUCCGUGACCCAGCCCUGUUCUCAUUCCUCUGGGUGGUGGACUUCCCACUGUUCCUUCCCAAGGAAGACCAUCCCGGAGAACUGGAGUCCGCCCACCACCCGUUCACAGCUCCCCAUCCCAGCGACGUCCACCUGUUAUACACUGAGCCCGAAAAGGUCCGUGGCCAGCACUAUGACUUGGUUUUAAAUGGCAACGAGAUAGGAGGUGGUUCCAUCCGAAUUCACGAUGCUCAGCUCCAGCGCUACAUCCUGGAAACGCUACUGAAGGAAGAUGUGACAUUGCUCUCCCAUCUGCUCCAGGCUUUAGACUCCGGGGCGCCCCCUCAUGGAGGAAUCGCCUUAGGGUUAGACAGACUGAUAUGCCUCGUCACUGGUGCGCCGAGCAUCAGAGACGUCAUAGCCUUCCCAAAAUCCUUCCGGGGGCACGACCUCAUGAGCAGUGCCCCAGACUUCAUCCCUCCUGAGGACCUGAAGCCGUACCAUGUCCAGGUCUCCUGGCCGACAGACUCAGAAGCAGAGAACUCGCUGAAUCAUCCACACCGUCCAGAAAGUUGAGCUUUGGAUUUCAUCCUCUUUGCUCCCUCGAGGCUAAAAUCACAUCUGAGUUCGGCCGCAGAUCUGACCCAUCUUUAGGUGGAAGGACUCCAGGCUACAUUCUUCACCACAGAAAAGAGUCAGAAGGUAGCCAAUCUUGGCUUGAUAACAUGCAUUAUUAGGGCUUUUUUUGAAGUUUUCUUUUUUACUUGGAGAGGUGUGAAAGAAGGCUCUUUGUUGGAUAAUAUAAUGGCUGUUUCCUAAUCAUGUUAUUCAUACCCAGAUAGUACACUGUUCACUUAGGACAGAAGUAAUCAAAAUCGUGUGGAAUGUGAGAAAUAUUUGCCGCUUUAGACUGGUGAGUUGAUGGAGGAGUUGGUUUAACCAGUGUCGUCAAGAGAAUCCUAUCAGUUGAGCUGGACUGUAGUAUUUCAACUAUCAAUAUAAAAGAGGGAAAAGCAACAUGAUGCAACACAAAAUGUCCCUGAAAUGAAACCCACAGAACCUUAGUCACUGCUUCACCUUGAGGAAGCUGCGUAAGUCUCUCGGCCUCCCUCCUGCUUAUGGGAAGUGCACACGGUGCCCGCCCUGGCACCGCACCUGGCCACGUCAGAGGGGCUCAUCUGUGCGGAAGACCAUGCAGGUGAGAACGCUUUGGACAACUGUAAGGCGGGACACAAAUGUAAGACUCCGCCCAUCUGGAAACAGAUACAGGUGUACCUCUGUGAUUUUGUAAGUUAAGGUUAAACAAAACUGACUGUAGUGAAAGAAAAACAGUAAAUUUAUUAAUCAAUAUUGUUUAUAUUUGUUUUUUAAAAUAACUAAUUCCUAAAUAAUUUUCUCUCAAUUUUAUUGAAACUAUUGAUCUUAGGCCAACCUCAGAAGUAUAGAAAGACGAACACUGAAACUCAUUGUGAUUUUUUUAUGUGAUCUGUUGACACAAAUAAUAAGCUUGUAACUAAUAA